AUGGCCCUUCGAAAGGCCAAAAAAAAAAAAAAAACUCCUCUCCCGCUAAAAUGAACAUCGAAACAGACAACGAUUCGCUGCAUCAUAUUUUUCCUUUCCUUUUUUCCCCAUUCUCCUUGCAACCUACCGCAAUCUCGAAUCGGCAGCUAUAAACUGAAAAACAAAUAGAUUUGACUGUCAAAAUAUAUACCCUUUUUAGUGUUCCAAAUUUCAGAUUUUCUGACAUGACCGUUAGGCUCAGGAGCGUUAUUCCCAUCUUCUCUGUCAAACCACCCCUCCAAACCCCCAAAACACUCUCUCCAAGCUGCUCCAAUCACCCCAUCAUAUCGAAACUUAAGAGAUGCAGUGCACCGCGGGACCUGAAAUCCAUCCAUGCCUCCAUGAUCAAAACCAAUUCCCACCAACAGACUUUCUUCAUGAACCAAUUCCUGACCACCUGCUGCCGGCUCCACGAGAUCGAUUACGCCUUCCUGACCUUCACCGACAUGGCCCAUCCCAAUGUUUUCGUGUACAACGCCAUGCUUGGCGGUCUCGUUGGCCAUUCCCAACCGAUCAGAGCCCUUCGAUUAUACGUAGACAUGUCGAGAUCCCAUCUUCUCCCCACAGGCUAUACCUUCUCCUAUUUGAUCAAGGCCUGCAUGCAAGUACCUGCUCUUGGACUCGGGGAAGCUGUUCAUGGGAAGAUCUGGAGGUUUGGCUUCAGUUCCCAGCUUUUAAUUCAGACCGGACUGGUAGAUUUCUACUCGAGUUUGGAUAAGAUUGAGGAGUCGAAGAGAGUGUUCGAUGAAAUGUCUGAAAGAGAUGUUGUGUCAUUGACGGUGAUGUUGUUGGGCUAUGCGCGUGUUGGGGAUUUGGACUCAGCGAGGAGACUCUUUGAAGAGAUGCCGCAGAGGAGCAUUGUGUCAUGGAAUACUAUGAUAGCAGGGUAUGCAAGGGCUGGGGAUGUGGAGUCGGCUGCUUCCUUAUUCAAUGGCAUGCCCAACAAGGACUUGGUCUCAUGGACCACCAUGAUCUCUUGUUACUCUCGAAACAAGCACUUCAAGGAGGCGGUCGAGACCUUUGAAGGAAUGAAGUCUGCAAGGGUCAGCCCCGAUGAAGUGACGAUGGCCACUGUUAUCUCAGCUUGCGCUCAUUUAGGAGCCCUCCAGGUGGGAAGGGAGCUGCACCAGUAUGCAUUGCUCAAUGGGUUUGAUCAUGAUGUUUAUAUGGGAUCGGCGUUGAUCGAUAUGUAUGCAAAGUGUGGGAGCAUGGAGAGAGCUCUGGUGGUUUUUUACAAGUUGGCAGAAAAGAAUCUGUUCUGUUGGAAUUCUGUCAUCGAGGGGCUGGCGGUUCACGGGCAUGGAAACGAAGCACUUGAUAUGUUCCAUAGGAUGAAGAAGGCUGGGCGGAUAGUCCCAAACAGAGUAACCUUUGUGAGUGUUCUUAGUGCUUGUGCUCAUGCCGGCUUGGUUGAAGAAGGCCGCAGGAUGUUUUCAAGCAUGAUUAGGGACUAUUUGAUCUCUCCAGAGAUGGAGCACUAUGGCUGCAUGGUGGAUCUUCUAGGACGUGCUGGUCUUUUACAAGAGGCACUGGAUUUGGUUCGGAAUAUGGUUGUAGAGCCGAAUGCAGUCAUCUGGGGCGCUUUACUGUCGGGGUGCAAAAUCUACGGGAAUUUGGAGAUUGCAGCAGCAGCUGUGGAGAAGCUGAUGGUUUUGGAACCAAACAACAGCGCACAUCAUAUGCUUCUAGUCAAUAUGCAUGCAGAAGCAAAUCGGUGGGACGAGGUUGCGAUAGUGAGGGGGAUGAUGAAGGGCAGGGGAGUCCAGAAGAGGGGUCCGGGGUGCAGUUGGAUUGAGAUGGAUGGGGUAGUCCAUGAAUUCGCUGCUUCAGACAAGUUUCAUCCCUCAAGCAAUAAGGUUUGCUUGUUACUGGUUGGAUUGGAUGGGCAGCUGAAGCUUGCUGGCUAUUCACCAGAAUUGGAUCUCAAUUCAUUAUUGUAGUGUGAAAUUUUUCUGGGAACCAUAUUUUUCUGUGCAAAGAAGAGCACUUGUAGUGCAGUGGCUUGCCAAAUUUGCCAAUGCCCUCUCUUUGGUAUAAAGAUGCUGAAAUUCUCAGCUAUGGUUAUUGGGGUGACACUGGCCAAUUACUUAAUCACAAUACAACUGGCUAUCACCAAUCAGACCUUCUCGUAUUGCGGACGUGCUGGUAUGGAAGCUUGCUUCUAAUGGCAUGUUCUCCAUGGACUCGCUCUACAACUUCCUGAACUUUGGUGGACUCAAUUGCCCCUUCUCAAAAAUUAUUUGGAAGGCGGCAACUUCGGAGAAGGUGAAAGUUUUCUUGUGGUUAGCGGCGAGCAACAAAUUACAUAUGAAUGAAUUAUUAGAGAUGAAGGGAUGGAAUGUGAGCUCUGGCUGUGUUUUGUGUGGUUCAAGAGUUGAGUCAGUCAACCAUCUGUUUUUUUGAUGCCCAUUUGCUAAGAGUUUGUGGACCACCAUCAGGCUAUAGCUGCAACUCAGAGGGCAGCCAACUGAACUUCCAUAGCCUCUGGAUUGAAUGGAGAAGGAAGAACAAUAUCAGAUUGGAUAAGAAGGCAGGGGACCAGCUAAUUGCCACCGUUUGUUGGCAAACUUGGAGGGAGAGGAAUGCUCGAUUGUUUCUGAAUAGAAAAGGCUCUGUUUAUUCUGUGAUUCAGAAAAUUCUGCUCUCCUAUUGCAGUUGGAGCCAUCUCUGCACCGCCAAGAUGGAAGAUUCCCAUCAGCACCUUGGGAGUAGACUACUAUCCUUAGUUCACCCCAGUAAUUCUUGAAUGGGAAUGCGAAACAUUUCUAUAGCCUCCUGUACUUUGCUUCUUAUUUUCCUUCUGCAAUGCUGUAACCUCUGUAAAUCACACUCUAUGUCAACUCCUGUAAAUUUCUUCUUUCAAUAAACAGGGGGUAGCUCUCUGCUGCCUCCAUUUUCCAUCAA
Molecule: messenger RNA, 2943 nt
Organism: Phoenix dactylifera (date palm)
Lineage: Eukaryota; Viridiplantae; Streptophyta; Magnoliopsida; Arecales; Arecaceae
Source: RefSeq, a predicted model, not a curated record